GUUGCUGUCCUUCCCAGUCCGUUCCCCGCUUUCUCCCUCAUUGCACUCAAGGUUCUUGGUCUGAAAAAAAUAAAAAUUCUCGCGCCGAAUGGUCAACCAGCCUAGUUCAGCUCGUCGCCACCUGCUCCCUCCUCCGUUGAUGGCGAAGCCAGGAUACUGAGGCAAUACAGCUCCCUCUAGCAAACCUAGGGCCGUGUAGUGCCCGUCCACCUUUCUGAUGAUGUCUGCCUCCGCGCACAAAAAUGAGAUGGGCAUCACUGCCAACGCCGACGGCCAGAAAGGCCCGCGCAUCUACAUUUUCCCGCCUGACCCCAUCAGUGCCGACCCAACUCCACCACCACACGCACGCCUCGCGGCGGAUGCGCAGCAGCAAGAAGGUUUCGGUCAUCCCUUGAGGGCUAUGGGACUUCCGACAAAAACAACAGCAGGCGGGCUGCAGCAGAGAGCCAAACAGAGAGAAGCGGAGAGCGGUAGACGCCGCACCUACUGUGGUGCGUGUUGCCUGGUUGCAGUCAUGUUUCUCCCCAGAGGUGCAGGCGCCUUUAUGGCGGAGAGCGGCAAGGUCGACGAUGAGUCGUUGAGCAAGGAGGCACCGACCAAGUGUCCCAACUACAACGUUGAGGACCCGACGCGACGCAUAUGGGUUUUCACCACGGCAAGCCUGCCGUGGAUGACGGGCACCGCUGUGAACCCUCUGCUGCGGGCGGCUUACCUCACUCGGGGACGCGACAAGGGGAAGGUUACGCUAGGGGUGCCGUGGCUUGUGGACGAGGACCAGGAGAAAGUCUACCCCAAGGGAAAGCGAUAUGCAGCCAAAGAAGAUCAGGAGGCAUACGUUCGCGAGUGGCUCGUCAAGGCGGGCCUCGAGGAAGAGUCCAAGAACCUCGACAUUUUGUUCUACCCAGCGAGGUACCACGAACAGUUCGGGUCCAUCUUCCCUAUGGGAGACCUCGCGGCGCAGGCUCCUGACGAAGAAGCGGAUGUAGCGGUUCUCGAGGAGCCAGAGCAUCUGAACUUCUUCAGGGCUGAGGGUGUUCCGUGGCUCAACAAGUUCAACUACGUGGUGGGCAUCAUCCACACCAACUACCAGUUCUACGCCAGGGGGGAGAAGCACGGUCGCGUGAAGAAGCCGAUAGUGAAGGCGGCCUGCGCCUUCACGGUAAGGGCUCACUGCCACCGGAUCAUCAAGCUCUCCGACGCGCUACAGGGCUAUGCUCGGGAGAAGGAGAUGGUGGAAAACGUGCACGGGGUCAGGCCGCAAUUCUUCGAAGUUGGGGACGAGGCUGUCAAAAACGGCUUCACGGACGACGCCUACUUCAUCGGCAAGGUGCUGUGGAAAAAAGGCAUAGACAUCCUCCUGGCGCUCAUGUACAACGCUCGGAGCGCCAACACGGAGGGGUCGGACGUCAAGCCGGAUGCUAUCGUUGCCGAUGCCGCGACUGCCACCGCGGCAGCCGCCGAUACCGACAGCACCGGUUCGAACGAUCCGCCACCACCGCCACCGCCGUCGCCGCCGUCGUCAUCUUCCGUCAAAGAAGACGGAGCGGGGGGUGAGAAAAGGGGUGACGUCGGUGCCGGCGAAAGCAGUCAAGGCGGCGCCGGCGGCGGAGAAGCCAAGCCCUUCCCGAUCGUCAUCUACGGCAACGGCAGCGAGUUGGACGAGGUGAAAGAAAAAGUCCAGGAGAUGGACCUUCCGGUUAGCUUCCAAGAUGCGAUCGACCACGCCGAGCUCGGGAACUACAAGGUCUUCGUUAACCCCAGCCAGAGCGAGGUCUUGUGCACCACGAUCGCGGAGGCCCUGGCGAUGGGGAAGUGGGUCGUCUGCGCCAGGCACCCUUCGAACGAGUUUUUCUUCAGCAACUUUGAGACGUGUCUAUCCUUCUCCGACGAGCAGGAAUUUCUCUCGUGCAUGCAGAAGGCGUUGUCUGGAACACCCCCGAGACUGUCCGAAGUGACGAGGCACAAGCUUAGCUGGGCGGCCGCAACGGACAGAUUUAUGGCUGCCGCUUCCAGGCCCGAGGUUCCUGGCCGCAACAACACAUCGAAGUCUGCUAGAGGCUUGGCGAGGCUGGACAAGCUGCUCGCCGCGCUUCACCAGCACACCAUGAAGGGGAAGCGGGGCGACCUCCUGCGCCAGGCGUUGGGAGGGGGCCCCGUGGCGAAGCAGAACAGCUUUGUCAAGGGCACGGCAACAGCAGCAGCAGCUGCUACUUCCGGCGCAUCCGCAUCCGCCGACAUCAGCCCGAAUGACGGUCAAGCCGUAGCCACCGAAGAAGCGGAAGCGGCAGCAGGCGGUGAUCACAGCAGUAGUGGCGGCAGUACCGAAGCGGCUGCUGAAGUCUGAGAAGUCUGAUGCUGCCGAGGCGGGAGGGCGGUCGUCUGAUCGACUUGCCUUCCUUUGCGCAACACGUGUCUCUUUCGGACUGUUAUCGGUUUUUGCGGCUUUUUUUUUUUUAUCGUGGCAUUUUUUAGCUUGACAAGACAAGAGCAUACAGGGUAUCCGAUUGUAGAUCCCCCUCAAAGUCUUGAACGUACAACUAACAGGCCUAAUGUGGUACGCCACACUUCCACCCGUGCGAGGGGACUCGUGUGGUCGACAUGGUGUGUUUUUUGCUUCUUCUUAUAACCCUCCGUUUGCCCCGAUUAUGGAGUGCACUUAGUCUACGACGAAGUUCGCCGCGUCCGUAAAGACAAGCCCGUUGAAUUGCCUCCCUGAUUUACACAACUAGCGUCCUUCAGUCCUCAGUCACAACUGUACGUAUGUACAUACGUACGUUGUUGUGGAUAUCAUAACUUCUUUGGGUGAUGCUCUUGUGGUUCAAUAAACGCCGACCCUAUCCCUUAGGUCCGAGGAGAGGAACAUGUCAUGCCAGCCCGUGGCUUGGUACCUUCAGAGGAAAAGUAAGGUACUGUAAAAUGGGUAAUGAUUUAUUGUAGAUGUAGGAUUCCUGUUUCUGUGAAUGCCCCUAAUGAUGUUUUUCCAGCAGAAUCGCCUCCUCCGUAAAGUUCGCCCUUCUGACAACAACGAACGCCGUUAGUUACGCGUCUUUUAAGAGAAUCAGAUGCGCGUAAGAGAGAGAGAGAACAGGUGCCCGCAGUUUUCUGAUUGGUAAACUUAUUUUGAAAGGAGAUUUUUUAUCUUUUUUCAGAUUGGCCAAGAAUCCCUGGUCGACAUCACGUGUCACGCCUACCAGUGUGUAUGGAGCAACCGGCCUGUAGGCUACGGGCUUAUACGAGGAGAGCAAUUUCUACCGAGGGUUGCGCAUAUGUAUCAGUAGUAGCCACCCUGAUACAUGUAGUGCCUUGUCCGGUUUGGAAAAUACCGUGUAAUCGGUACAGCAGCACCUGCACCGUUCACAGGCGUGGGCAAACCGGCCAACCGUGAUGAAAGCGCCCCGGCCCGUUCGAAACUAGAAUCACGUUCAGCGUUAUGGGGGCAAACCAGACGGGAAAGCCAUUCGCUUGACUUUCAGUGUUCCGCACAUAGUCAAGACACCUAAU
This is a messenger RNA of Ectocarpus sp. CCAP 1310/34, 3501 nucleotides long. Lineage: Eukaryota; Phaeophyceae; Ectocarpales; Ectocarpaceae. The record is from the annotation of a GenBank genome assembly.